AUGGCUCCACCAAAGGACAAAUGGGAUGAUGAGGCUGAGAGCAGCGAGGAAGAAGUAGCCGGCACUGUCCCCCGUAUCGCGCCAAAGAAGAAGUGGGACGACGAGGAGGACGAUGAUGAUGUCCUCGACUCUUGGGACGCCGCCGACGAUUCCGAGGAGGAGCGCAAGAAGGAGGCCGAGCGCAUCGCCGAGCGACAAGCCGAGAAGGCUGCUGCUGCCGAGCGGGCCGCCCGCGAACUCGAGGAACUUGAGAACGAGACACCCGCGCAGAAGAGGGAGCGCGAGCGCCGCAGACAGGAGGAGUCGGAUAUGUCUCACGCUAUCGAUCUUUUUGGCGCUGUUGGUAUCGGUGCUGGGUCGGGUAUUGGGAACCGUGAGAAGAAGAUCAGUCUCACGGACCCCAACGAUCCUACCAAGAACAUCGACUUGGGAUCGCUGCUAAUCUUCAACCCAACAACAAAAGAUGCGUUUUUGAAGCUGAGAGAGGUGCUUGUGCCACUGCUCACUGCUAAUACCAAAAAGGCACAUUAUCCUCUGUUUUUGCAGGAGUUUGCCAGGCAGUUGUCAAAAGAUAUGCCCAGUGAGCAGAUCAGGAAGGUUGCAAGUGGCCUGACAACCUUGGCCAACGAGAAGCAGAAGGAGGAGAAGGCGGCGGAUAAGGGUGGUAAGAAGAAGACCGUUAAGAAGACUGCGUUGGCGGCGGCUGGAAAGGAGAUGGAUAAGUUUGACACAACUGACUACCGUGCGGAUAACACGUAUGAUGAUGACGACUUCAUGUAA
This is a messenger RNA of Morchella importuna, 780 nucleotides long. RefSeq lists its product as uncharacterized. The record is from RefSeq and is a predicted model, not a curated record. The transcript has 5 exons. Gene Ontology annotation, cellular component: eukaryotic translation initiation factor 3 complex; cytoplasm. Gene Ontology annotation, molecular function: translation initiation factor activity. Bases 1 to 780 code for a protein of 259 amino acids. NCBI's taxonomy places the organism in Eukaryota, Fungi, Ascomycota, Pezizomycetes, Pezizales, Morchellaceae.